Molecule: messenger RNA, 912 nt
Organism: Athalia rosae (coleseed sawfly)
Lineage: Eukaryota; Metazoa; Arthropoda; Insecta; Hymenoptera; Athaliidae
Exons: 3
Coding region: 145-825 (226 amino acids)
Source: RefSeq, a predicted model, not a curated record
GUAGGUAAUUAUUAACGGUGAUCACGUAGAAUAUCAGGGAUAAAAAUAAUUCUCAAACACGUCCCUUUUAAAGCAAUACCAAACAAGUGACACAGGCGUCUAAUUUCAACACACAUAUAUAUUUGAAACAAGUAAUAAAUUAACAUGCGGGUAAUUGUUGGUCAAUUAAUGAAUGCCUCUGUGUGGCUGAUCGUGCUGAACAUUCUUCAAGUUCUCGGGCACGGCAUGGUAAUGGAUCCUGUAAACAGGGGUAGUAUGUGGCGAAAAGGAUACCCUACUCCGAUAAACUACAAUGACAACGCGAAUUAUUGCGGAGGAUACGCGAAACAAUGGAUGACGAACGAUGGUAAAUGCGGAGUAUGCGGAGACGAUUAUUCAUCGAAGCGACCACGGGAUAACGAAAAUACGGGAAAAUAUGGGACCGGAAUAGUCGUUGCUUCGUAUAGAAGGGGAUCCCAGGUGAACGUGACUCUGUUGAUAACGGCUAACCAUAAGGGGUACUUCAAAUUUAACAUUUGCGAUCUCUCGGGGGCAAAUGAAAAGGAAGUGGAGACGGAAGCUUGUUUCGACGCAUAUCCCCUCAGUUUGAUCGACGGAUCUGACAAUUACAAGCUCGUCUCAGAGCGAACCGGACUUUUCCAGGUUCCUCUGAAGCUUCCGGAUACGUUGGAGAUUUGCGAUAGAUGCGUGCUGAGGUGGCAUUAUACCACCGGAAAUAAUUGGGGAUUCUGCACCGACGAAAAUGGUGUGGCCCAAGGAUACGGGGCACUCGGAUGCGGCCCCCAAGAAACGUUCAGAACAUGCUCGGAUAUUUCAAUUUUCUAGAGCCUGAUACGUAACUUAAUUUAUCGUUAAAUGUUAUUAUACAUAGGUAUGUAUUUGUAGAUACAUAAAAUGUGCGGUGAAUUGCGA